AUGGAUUCCAAACGCUCUUCCACCACAAUGCUGGCCAUCCUGCUCGCCGCCUCUCGUGUCGCAGGCCACGGUCACGUCACAAACAUCGUCAUCAACGGCGUCUCCUACGAAGGCUGGGACAUCAACUCCUUCCCCUACAUGGACCAGCCCCCGGUCGUAGUGGCCUGGGGCACCCCCAACACAGCCAACGGCUUCAUCUCGCCCCCCGACUACACCUCCUCGGACAUCAUCUGCCACCUGAACGCCACAAACGCCAAUGGCCACGCCUCCGUAGCGGCCGGAGACCGCAUCAACCUGCAGUGGACCGACUGGCCCGAGACACACCACGGGCCGGUGCUGGACUACCUCGCCGACUGCGGCUCCUCAUGCGAGACAGUCGACAAGACGAGCCUAGAGUUCUUCAAGAUCUCAGAAGUUGGACUCGUCGACGACUCCUCGGUGCCAGGCAUCUGGGGCGACGACCUACUCAUCGAGAACAGCAACUCCUGGCUCGUGGAGAUCCCCGAGAACAUUUCGCCGGGGAAUUACGUGUUGCGACACGAGCUGAUCGCGCUGCAUAGCGCGGGCACGGAGAACGAGGCCCAGAAUUACGUGCAGUGUUUCAAUCUAAAAGUCACGGGGAGUGGGUCGGCGACUCCUGAGGGCGAAUCCGCGACGAAGUUCUAUACCCCGACUGACCCCGGCCUGCUCGUUAAUAUCUAUGAUACGCUGGACUAUGAGAUCCCCGGGCCGUCUUUGAUUGCGGGCGCUACGCCCAUUCUCGAGCAGACCACUUCUGCCAUCACGGCGACGGGCACGGCGACCGCAGGGGUUUGA
Aspergillus affinis is the source of this 816-nucleotide messenger RNA. Its product is annotated as lytic polysaccharide monooxygenase auxiliary activity family 9 protein. NCBI's taxonomy places the organism in Eukaryota, Fungi, Ascomycota, Eurotiomycetes, Eurotiales, Aspergillaceae. The transcript has a single exon. The record is from RefSeq and is a predicted model, not a curated record. Bases 1 to 816 code for a protein of 271 amino acids.